AUGGUGUCGCGCAAGAAGUUCAUGAAGCUGCUUGUGGAACCGGAGACAUUCUUAACGUUGAAAAUAAAAUAUUCUGGAGACGUGGCCAAGGUGGAGAAGAAAGGCACGUUGGAAUACCGAAGCAUGCAUUCAGCGUACCACAUCACAGCCUCUAUGGACUGGGAACAUUCUGGGUCUGUAGAUAGCUUAAAUGUUGCGUUCCCCACGCAUUCAUUGCACAGGCGUAAAGGAAGAGAGGAGGGUUAUCAGGUUUUGGUUGGUGCUGGUCAAAUAUGUCAUGUUUGUACUGCAGUUUUGGUGCACAAAAUAAACCUGGUCCUGGUUCUGAGCUUUAGCGGUUGGGAAGUUGAAGAAGGUAAUCACAAAGGUACAAAGAAAGACAAGAAAGAUGAGGUUAUUGGAAGGCAUGGUUCUGUUCAUGUUCAACGAUGGAUGGUUUGA
Messenger RNA from Sphenostylis stenocarpa, 441 nucleotides. Lineage: Eukaryota; Viridiplantae; Streptophyta; Magnoliopsida; Fabales; Fabaceae. The record is from the annotation of a GenBank genome assembly.